Messenger RNA from Elgaria multicarinata webbii, 3811 nucleotides. It is a transcript of the gene STYXL2, whose product is annotated as serine/threonine/tyrosine interacting like 2. The transcript is spliced from 5 exons. Lineage: Eukaryota; Metazoa; Chordata; Lepidosauria; Squamata; Anguidae. Bases 17 to 3508 code for a protein of 1163 amino acids. The record is from RefSeq and is a predicted model, not a curated record. Gene Ontology annotation, biological process: negative regulation of MAPK cascade; protein dephosphorylation. Gene Ontology annotation, molecular function: MAP kinase phosphatase activity; protein tyrosine/serine/threonine phosphatase activity. Gene Ontology annotation, cellular component: cytoplasm.
AGUUCCCACAACAGCUAUGGCAAGUGCUAUGGAUUCAGAUGGUGAGCAGAUGGUGCCGGAUGAAGAAGGACCUGAUGUGAAAGCAGUGCAAGCCCACUAUCUUCGGAGUCCCUCUCCCAGCCGAUAUUCAGUGAUAUCAGACACAGACACUGAGAGCAUCUUCAUGGAGCCCAUCCAUCUGUCAUCUGCAGUGGCUGCUAAACAGAUCAUCAAGGAAGAGUUUAAGACGAAGGAGGUGAAAGAAAAUUCAAUGUGUCCAGGGAUGUUGGAAUCUGCAGAGCAGCUAUUCGUGGAAGACCUGUACAACCGAGUUAAAGAAAAGAUAGACGACACCAGCUUAUUCAAUACUCCCUGUGUCAUGGACUUGCAGAGGGCACUUGUGAAUGACCGGCUUGAAUCCCCAAAGGAUGCCAUUGAUGAAGUCUGGCCAAAUGUCUUCAUAGCAGAAAAGAGUGUUGCAGUGAAUAAAGGUCGACUGAAGAGACUAGGAAUCACUCACAUCCUCAAUGCUGCUCAUGGCACUGGCGUGUAUACAGGACCAGACUUCUACAAUGGCAUGGAUAUCCAGUACUUAGGUAUUGAGGUGGAUGAUUUCCCAGACAUGGACAUCUCUAAAUAUUUCCGCCAGGCUGCAGAGUUCCUUGAUGAAGCACUACUAACCUACAGAGGAAAAGUUUUGGUCAGCAGUGAAAUGGGAGUUAGUCGCUCAGCAGUGUUGGUAGCUGCUUAUCUGAUGAUCUUCCAUCACUUGACAAUCUUGGAAGCCUUGAUGAUUAUACGUAAGAAACGGGCCAUUUAUCCUAAUGAUGGCUUCCUGAAACAGCUCAGACAGCUUAAUGAAAAACUACUGGAGGAAAGACAAGAGGAAGAUGAGGAGUACUCUGAUGAUGACACAACUGGUAGCCAAAGUUCCGUAGUUAGAGCUGGAAGCUGUUCCUUGCUGUCUGGGAGAGAAGAUUCUGGGAGUAUUAUGGGAGCCAAAGUCCACUCUAUCAUGGUAGAGGAGGAAGACACAACAAGCCUCCUUGGAAGUGUAAUGAGCUCCUCCUCAAUGGGAAAAUCGAGCUUGGUUUCCAAGCAGCCUACACUUAUCAGUGAAGAGGAGGAGGACCAGCUCUAUGAAGAGUGGAAGAAGAAGCAAGGCUUGCCUGCAAGGGAACUUUCAAACAAAGAUGGAGAAGGCAAACCCUCAGACCUUAUAUUUCAGGCACAGGAACAAUCUGAGGAGGACAUGGGUCGGAUGAUCCAAGAGUGGCAAUUCAAAAAUGAGAAGUAUCAAAUGGAAAGCUACUUGUUUCCCAAGGAAGAAGACGGAGAUUCUCGCAUUGGAGAAAGGCCACACCCUGUAAAUGAUAUAAAUGAUGCUGAAAGUGUGAGUAGCCAAGAGAUCAGAAUCUUGAAACAACAGCUGGAAGCAAGUGGCAUCAACAGAAUGAGGAGAGGGCGCACAGAUUCUAUGUCUACGGAAAGCACCUGGGAUAUGUGGAAUGAGAGGAUGAUGGAGAUAGAGAAGGAAGCUGCUCAAAGAUAUCGUUCCAGACCCAGAUGUGGUGAUGAGAAUCUAAGGCCUGAAAAUGGAACCAAGGCCAGGGAUGUGGAUGAGGAAAGUGUCCUAUCUGAUGCUAGCUCCUUUUAUAAUUUCUGUCAAAAGAACAAAGACAAACUGACAGCUUUGGAAAGGUGGAAGAUCAAGAGAAUCCAGUUUGGCUUUCACAAAAGGGAUUCAGAAGCCUCCAAGCAACCCAACAUGGAUGAUAGCAGCCAGGAAAAUAAGGAAGCUAUGGAAGAAGAGAAGAACUCAUCAGAUAUCAACCUGACUGCUUACCAAGCCUGGAAGACUAAACACCAGAAGAAGGUUGGCAAUGAAAAUAAAGAUGAGAUUGUGGAGCUUGCUAAAGGUGAAGAUUCUGCUUCUGCCAGAAGAAAGCAGAGACGAAUGGAGUUACUUGAACACUCAAAGAAAAUUUUAGAGGAAAGCCAGUCUCUCUGCAGCUGGGAUGCAGAGAGCACAAUGAGUGGAAGCAUCCCUUUGUCAGCCUUUUGGCCUCCAACAGCUUCUGUAAAUUGUACAGAAGACUCUGCCUCAGCAUUGAGCAAGCAGACCAAUCGCUCCUCUUUCUCUCAGGCCAGGAGCAGUAGUGGGGCCUUACCAACCCAUGCUGUAGCAACUAAUGUGCCCAACCUCCCACUUGGCCCCGAAGACACGAUAUCAAUAGCCAGUAUUCAAAACUGGAUUGCCAAUGUCGUUAGUGAAACAAUUGCUCAGAAACAAAAUGAAAUCCUGAUGCUGUCCCGGCCAUCAUCAGUACUGGGUUCUAGUGUUAAGUCAGGUGAUCUGGGCAGACAUUUGGAUGAUGACAAGACAUCUCUGCUUAGUGCACAGACUGGCUUAUCUCUAGCUAGCUCAUUGCAUCACCACCAGGACACCCAGUAUGCUGACACUCAGUCCAGCCUCUCUUGUAACACCUCAAUAAGUGAAAAGACAGGGAGAUCCAACUCAAGCAAAAUAGUGACACAAACAAGCAAGCCUUUCUACAGCCUUUUUGCCGAUGAAGUUGACCUGAAGAAGCUUAGCAGAAAGGAAAAGGAGAUGCAAAUGGAGAUGAGAGAGAAAAUGUCAGAUUACAAGACUGAGAAACUUAUCAGUGACAAUAAACGUAGCACUUUAUUUAAGAAGAAAAAGAUCAAGGGAGACAAUGAGGAUGAAAAUGAUAUAGAAAACACAAUGAGUGUUAUGUACCCUUUACAAGCAGAUCUCAACAGAAGUGAGACAGCUUCAGCUCUCUCAGGCCAGUUUGCCAGUGUUGGUGGUGCUAUAAGGUCAGAGGUAGAGAACAAUGUAAACAAGUGGCUCAAGGGUUUGAAAGCAGAAGAAAAGUCCUCUUACCAAGGCUGUACUAGUGCUAGUGGAGAUAAAUACAGGAGAUCGUCCACAUUCAGAGAGGUGGACACUGAAGCUUCUAGCUAUAGAAUUUCCAGAUCUCAAAGAGAAGAAAUGGAUAGUUCCUCAACUUAUCAGUGUAAAGAUGACUUGGAGAGAAUCUCCUCACGAUUUUCCUCUGCCUCUGCACAAGAAGAUAAGGAAGCACAUUCAUUCACACGGUCAAAAUUCAGUGAGACAAUUUCCAGAGAAGAAAGUCCAGAACCAUAUUUUUUCAGAAGAACUCCAGAACCUUCCUCUAGCUCAGAAUCCUCUGAACCUUCCACACAGAGUCGGAUCAGAUCGCACCACUUGGAAGAGCAUGAGGAGGAGUCUGGUUCAGAUGUGACUGAAUUUGGAGCCAAGAGAAAGUUCACCCAGAGCUUUGUAAAGUCUGACGAGAACUCAGAGAAAGAAGAAAAGAUAGAAGAAAAGAACGAGUGUUUUGCAUCAAGGCAUUCAUUCAGACAGAGACAACACGUUCGUAAGGAGGAAGAAGAAGAAACGGAUGAUGAUGCCAUCAUUGCUGCUUGGAGAAAUCGUCAAGAAGAAACUAAGGCAAAACUUCGGCGAAGGAGAGAGGAGUGAUGGAGAGCAAGGUCAUGCCAAUUCCAUGUCUCCGUCUAUUUGAAGGAAAGCCUUUCAAGCCUCUGCAAGCAACCCAGACUCAAUGGUCUCAUUUUAAUCAUCUUCCAUUGCACUUCCUAUAAUGCAUCCCAGUUAACAAAGCACUGUUUAGUCCUACAGAUGUUCUCUUAUCCUUAAUUCCCAGCCUGAGAGGAGGAAGAGUAAUAGUGGCAUUUCAAAAGAAAGCAGGAUUGUGUGUCAAUAAUAUUUGGCUCUUUGUGUAUAGAAAUGUUCCAAGUGCUAUUUGAUAAAAUUUCACUAACA